Diceros bicornis minor is the source of this 2667-nucleotide messenger RNA. It is a transcript of the gene SLC19A3, whose product is annotated as solute carrier family 19 member 3. The transcript has 7 exons. Gene Ontology annotation, biological process: vitamin transport; transmembrane transport. The coding region runs from base 236 to 1726 and encodes 496 amino acids. Gene Ontology annotation, molecular function: thiamine transmembrane transporter activity. Gene Ontology annotation, cellular component: plasma membrane. NCBI's taxonomy places the organism in Eukaryota, Metazoa, Chordata, Mammalia, Perissodactyla, Rhinocerotidae. The record is from RefSeq and is a predicted model, not a curated record.
AAGGAAAGGCUGCCGGUCCCUGGGCCGUGUUAUCCCGGCAUGUGAGCGAUCUGGCGAGCAGAAACCCCCUCCUAUAGUUCUGAAGGAGGAGGAAUCAAGACUCCAAUGAGAAGAAGGGGCAUUGCGACAGGACUCGCAGUAGCUGGCAGCAGGAAGGAGCAGAAGGUCCAUCUGAAGGCAGGAAACUGGACUUGGUUCUGGAAAGAAAUAAACUCAGGGCACGGAAGGAACAGCCAUGGGUUGUUUCCGAACUCCACCGAGCCAUUCCUGGAUUUAUCCCACCGUGAUCCUCUGCUUAUUUGGAUUUUUCUCCAUGAUGAGACCCUCAGAACCCUUCCUUAUCCCUUAUUUAUCUGGACCAGAUAAAAACCUGACCAGCGCAGAGAUCACAAAUGAGAUUUUUCCUGUGUGGACAUACUCUUAUCUGGUGCUGCUGCUCCCCGUGUUUAUCCUCACCGAUUAUGUCCUCUACAAGCCGGUCAUCAUCUUACAAGGGAUUAGCUUCAUCAUUACCUGGCUGCUGCUCUUGUUUGGCCAAGGAGUGAAGACCAUGCAAGUUGUGGAGUUCUUCUAUGGGAUGGUCACCGCCACCGAGGUGGCCUACUAUGCCUACAUUUACAGCGUGGUCAGCCCAGAGCACUAUCAGAAAGUGAGCGGUUACUGCAGGAGCAUCACGCUGGUGGCCUACACGGCGGCCUCAGUGCUGGCCCAGCUCUUGGUAUCUCUGGCCAGUCUAUCCUACUUCUACCUCAACGUCAUAUCCUUGGUGUCUGUCUCCAUAGCCUUCCUUUUCUCACUUUUUCUACCAAUGCCCCAGAAAAGCAUGUUUUUUCACGCAAAACCCAGCAAAGAAGUAGAGAAGCCAUCGUACACGAAUGCGGCAUUGGAUGAACCUCAUGAGGGUGAAGCAGCAGGCUGCGGAGAGGAGAAACCCACUUCAGUAAUACCUACCAUGUCGAGGAACCUGGAUGAUGGCUGGUUGAGCAGCCCGAGGCCCAAAAAUGUAGCUUUGAGAGUUUUUGUGCAGUGGUUCCAAGAUUUGAAAGAGUGCUACUCCUCAAAGCGUCUUUUUUACUGGUCCCUGUGGUGGGCUUUUUCCACAGCAGGUUUUAACCAGAUUUUGAACUAUGUUCAACUCCUUUGGGAUUACAAGGCACCAUCCCAGAGUUCUUCUGUCUAUAAUGGGGCAGUAGAAGCUAUCGCAACCUUUGGAGGGGCUGUGGCUGCCUUUGCAGUGGGUUAUGUGAAAGUCAACUGGGACCUUCUGGGAGAGUUGGCUCUGGCCAUCUUCUCAGUUGUCAAUGCAGGCUCUCUCUUUCUCAUGCAUUACACAGCCAACAUCUGGGCAUGCUAUGCUGGCUAUUUGAUAUUCAAGUCCAGCUAUAUGCUUCUUAUAACCAUAGCAGUAUUUCAGAUCGCGGUUAAUCUGAGCGUGGAACGCUAUGCUCUGGUGUUUGGCAUCAACACCUUCAUCGCCCUGGUGAUUCAGACCAUUAUAACUGUGAUCGUAGUGGAUCAGAGAGGGCUCAACCUGCCAAUCAGCAUUCAGUUUUUAGUUUAUGGGAGUUAUUUUGCAGUCAUUGCUGGAAUUUUCCUAAUGAGAAGCAUAUACAUUAUCUAUGCGGCCGAAUGCCAAAAGAAGAUGCAGAGCUCUGCUACAAGUCAGAAUCCAUAUGUACCACACCCAGAGGAACCAGGGGAUGUCAUCAUGGGAACAAAGCUCUAAUCUUAUGUCAACCGUUACAGCCUCUGAGUGAGGGCUCUGCUGGUCACAAAGCCACUAAGUGCCAUAAAUUGACAUGCCUCACAAGUGUGGUUUCCAAUGAUCCUUUUCAAAACCAAAACAAAAUGUCAGCUUUAUACCAGAUAUCUAUGUGCCCAGCUGAACUGGAUGCAGUCAACAGGGCCCAUCGUCUUGAUGAAACAACCUAUGUUGGGGACCCCAGUGAACAACAAUGACUGGAAAAUUCUGGUUCUGAUCACUUGCAAAGACAUGCAAAUGGCAUGGAAAGAAAACAGGAGAAAGCUCCAGCCAUCCUAGAGUUGAUGUUUCCCGUUUGUGAGCAGAAACACUAACUGGACUGACCCUAUUGCUUGGCUUAGAUAUUUGUUUUAUCUUACCAAAACAGCCAACGCAUGGGGCAUUUUUGUCAUGUGCGCCAUUUUUCUUCUUCUUCCAUUAAGUAUAUUUCUGUAUCACUUAUGGUUCUCUGAGAGAAUUACAAGCUUUGGUCCCAUUUCUAAGGACUCCUCUUCAAUCCUGAUAACGUAGCAUCAACUAUUAUUUGAUAAUAUUGCCAUUUAAUUGUUUCAUGAUUAUUUUUUAUUUUGUGCUCAGCUGAGCUGUGUUGUUGAAACUCUACCUCAGGGAUAGCUUCAGACACUCCUGUGUGUCCACAGAAUGACAUUCAUGUCAAUUCCCAGUGGCCCUACUAGAGUUAAUGAGCUUUCUCUCUACCAUGACCCCAGGGAGGUGUUUUAAUGCUGUGUCAGUGUGGUGUCUGUCUAAAACAGAAAAACUGAAACAGAAAUUUCCAGGGGUUUCUAGAAGUAUUUGUAAAUAAGAAAACACUGAUGGGGGCACCCCUAAUUUUUAAAUGGCAGAGAUUGCUAAAUAAAAUAAUGAGUGUAAAAAUAUUAAAGAGCCUUUCUAAUUUUUUGAUGAAU